AACGGAGACGAUGAUGCCCUGUCUAGCGCGUUAUCUGCUGUUGAAGCAAAACUCUUACCCGGUCUCUCAUCUACCCCGUUACAAGAGCUGGUCCUAAUCGGUGCACCCGAUAUCCCCACCGAAACCGAUGAAUCUAAAUUGACCAACAGUGACAUGUGGAUAUCAAAUGUAGAUCAACCGAGUAACGCACAACGAUUCUGUCAGCAUCUGGCCACUUUAUUUCGCUCACGAUUUGGCCCGCUGACUCGAAUACGCCGAGCGUCCCGAGGGGAUGGAAUAUGUUACGGCAUUGUUUAG
Messenger RNA from Echinostoma caproni, 297 nucleotides. Lineage: Eukaryota; Metazoa; Platyhelminthes; Trematoda; Plagiorchiida; Echinostomatidae. The record is from the annotation of a GenBank genome assembly.